UUAUGAAUCAUUUAUUUUAGUGACAACAUAACACGGUAUUUGUAAAUAUUUUUUAUAGAACAAUAGUUGCUUGUGUUAUGUUCAGGAUGGUUCAGUUCACAACCUUGCUGUUAGUGUUUUGUGCAUAUUUGACAGGUUAUGUAGAUGGUCAGUUUCAGAGUCAGAGCAUAGGAUGUCUAGCUGGGGAUUAUCCUAACCCGACCAGUGAUACCUGUAUUUCGUUCUUCAGGUGUCUUAGUGGACAGGUUAUUCCUUUUCGAUGUCCGGAUGGUGAAUUAUUUGAUUUCAGACGACGACAAUGCCUGCCAUCAGAAGAAGUUCGGUGUUCGGAACAACUUCGUCCAUUUAUUGCCGCACCUCUUCCUCCAGGGGCAGCAGGCUCUUCGGCCUUAGGUGGUCCAGGAGCUUUUCAACCAAAUCCCUAUUUUGCAAACUCAGGAUUAGGUCCGAAUGAUCCCCAAACAAGGCUGGUUCUUCUCCCUAAUGGAGUUGUCCAAAGACAAUUUCCAGCAGGUCAACAGCCGGGAGUUCCCCAAUUCCAGGGAAAUCCCCAAUUCCAGGGAAAUCCCCAAUUUCAGGGAAAUCCUCAAUUUCAGGGAAAUCCCCAAUUUCAGGGACAGCCACAAAUUCCAGGAAAUCCCCAAUUUCAGGGACAACCACAAAUUCCAGGAAAUCCACAAUUUCAAGGACAGCCACAAAUUCCAGGAAAUCCACAAUUUCAAGGACAGCCACAAUAUCCUGGAAAUACACAAUUCCAAGCAGCACCCCAGAUUCCAGGAACACGGCCUCUUAACGGAAACCAACCCGGAUUGGGAUCUCAGCUCGGAAAUCAGCCCUUUGCAGGAACUCCCCCAUUCUUCGGAACAGGAACCGGGAGUCAACCAGGUAAUCCGCAAUACCAGAGCGGACGAGGUGGUCAAGGCUCUGUAUUUAAUCAGGGUUCACUCAGACCACAAACUCCACCAGGUCCUGAACCAAAUAAUCAGGGUUAGACCCACUAAUCGAUUUCAUACCAUCGAUUACAUCUGUAAAUAUCUGUAUAUAAUAUUUAAAUAUGUUGAUCCAUCUA
This is a messenger RNA of Patella vulgata (common limpet), 1069 nucleotides long. Its product is annotated as collagen alpha-2(IV) chain-like. Bases 78 to 992 code for a protein of 304 amino acids. Gene Ontology annotation, cellular component: extracellular region. The transcript is spliced from 3 exons. NCBI's taxonomy places the organism in Eukaryota, Metazoa, Mollusca, Gastropoda, Patellidae. The record is from RefSeq and is a predicted model, not a curated record. Gene Ontology annotation, molecular function: chitin binding.